Pyrenophora tritici-repentis Pt-1C-BFP is the source of this 880-nucleotide messenger RNA. RefSeq lists its product as uncharacterized. The record is from RefSeq and is a predicted model, not a curated record. NCBI's taxonomy places the organism in Eukaryota, Fungi, Ascomycota, Dothideomycetes, Pleosporales, Pleosporaceae.
AUCCAUCUCAGGCAACAGAUCUCCAGAAGCCUCAGGUUAUAUCAGACCCUCUGUGCUUCUUCGUUAUUUCGUUUUCUUGUUGUCCGUCUUUCAUUUCAAGACAAAAAAGGUGCUCCUGGUUGACACCUGCUGAACAUCCUAUCAUUAUACGCCCAUAGCUUUGGAUACCAAACCUUCCUUAAUACUACCACACUGAACUUGGAGAAAGAGAAGAAACUUCACAAUGAAGAUCAACCCCGCUCCGUUCCACUUGGCACAGGCCAUCAUCACCGGCCUCGUCGUCGCCCUCAGCAUAGCGAUCCUCGGUACUUCUGCGCACACACUCGAUGUCUUCAACAAACAACAUUUGUCAAACCCUUGGUGGGCACCGAUGUGGCCCCAACACUUUGAUGUACAGGGCACCAAGGCUCUCAUCGCCUCGUCUGUCGUCACCCUGGUCUUGUGUGGUGCUUUCUUGAUUGCAUCAUUUGUUCCCCAGCUUGCCCUUCGCCAAAAAUACACUCUCCGUGCUCUGCUUUCCCUAGCAACCCUCCUGCCUACUCUGCUUCUCACUCUAAUCACGACCAUCUGGGCCCACAUGCUCAAUAACAAUGCUCCCGACGUCGACACAAUCCAAACUUGGACUUGCAAGAUGCAGAACUCGCAACCGCUGGCUCAGAAUUUACCGGCCACCAUUGCUGUUCCAACUGGCAUGAGCAACAACGAUUUCAAGACGCUUUGUGGAGCAAGCAAGUUUGCACUACAUGGAACGCUUGUGGUGUUCCUCUUGGUAGGCGCGAGUAUGGGCGUUACCGUGGUUACCUGGAUGGCUGAUAAGUGGGCUGCAAGGCAGCAGAGGAAGGAAGUUGAGAUGGGCAAUGUCCCUGUACCCACUUCGUAG